GCAUUAACGACGCGGCUGCUGUACGCGUUUUGCUGCACCGAGAGACGGAGGGUUUUCAGGAGACGUUUACCGGGCCGUUUCUGUCCGUUACCGACACCAUGUACACGCUGAAGACUAGAUGCCUAUGAGGACUGACGUACUGUCUGGUGGAUUUAUUCUGAGAUUGAAUGAAGUUGGAUGGCAUGUAGUAUCUCCAAGUUCAUGGGAGUUCAUGGGACAAUUUGGUCAAUUUAUGAGUCCCAACUAUGGAAGAGUGACCGGAGUAUGAUGCCACAAAGAAAAAUGAACAUCAGCCAUGCCUCCAUUGCUGAUCUCCAUCAAGGGCACUCAGUUUUUACUGCUGUCUGGGACUCUCCUUCUUCUCUUGGAUAGUUUCAGUGUUAACAUACAUCAUACCGCACACAAGGCCUUGUUUAUGGACGAUAUCAUUCUGUCACUAGAAAGAUGAAAUUUCCUUUUAUUAGAAGUCCCAAUUAAAACUAGGACAUACAAGUGACAAACUCUGGAAACUCAAAGUGUAUAGUACAGAUGAAGUUGCAUUAUGGCAGCUGAAUCUGCAUUCAGCAGCUGCAUUCACGUAUCUGGUUCGAAGGAGAGUGAUAUUUGAACAAUGCAGCGAAGUGGAGGCAUCAUCGGGAACAACGGCCAGCCAUGGGUACUGCGGCGAGUACGGCUCACGUGGCUCAGUUUCAUGCUCUUUUUCAUCCUGGUCUUCUUCCCUCUCAUUGCACAUUACUACCUCACCACAAUAGAUGAAGCAGGAGGACCAGAUAAGCGUAUUUUUGGGCCAAGACCUGGAGGAGAGCUGUGUGAAGCAAAGCAUGUGCAAGACCUGUGUCGUAUACGGGAAUCUGUCAGCGAGGAACUACUUCAGCUUGAGUCAAAGCGGCAAGAGCUCAAUGGCGAGAUAGCCCGACUUAACCUACGCAUCGAGGCUUGUAAACGUAGUAUUGACGCACACAAACAAGACUUGCUACAACUCAAAAAUGUCAUCAGCCAGACAGAGCACUCUUACAAGGAACUUAUGGCACAAAACCAGCCAAAACUGUCGUUGCCAGUUCGACUUUUACCAGACAAGGAUGAUCCUGGAUACCCUCCACCCAAGUCGGCCCAAAGCUGUCGUUUGCACUCUUGUUUUGAUUACGCUAGAUGUCCACUUACAUCUGGCUUCCCUGUCUAUGUUUAUGACACAGGAUCAUAUCCUUGGGGUGAGAAGUUGGACCCUCUUGUCAAACAAGCCUUCGCAUCAUCUGUCAAAAGCAGUGUAUAUGUCACCAAUAAUCCAAACAUUGCCUGUCUGUACAUAGUGCUUGUUGGGGAAAUACAAGAAUCACCUUCCUCUCCCCCUGCUUCACCUUCUGACCUUGAAAAGCAGCUCAAGGCUUUGCCGUAUUGGAGGUUGGAUGGCCACAACCACUUGCUUGUCCAUCUUUCUAGAAAGUCUCUGACUCAGAACUUCUUGUACAAUGUGAGCACAGGACGAGCAGCAGUGGCACAGUCUACCUUUUUUGAACGUCAAUAUAGAGAAGGUUUCGACAUGGUGGUGUCUCCUCUAGUCCACGCUCUCUCAGAGCCAAACUUCCUCGAGGUGCCUCCGCAAGUCCCUGUCAAGAGGAAGUACCUCUUCACCUUUCAGGGAGAAAAGGUUGAGUCUUUGAGGAGCAGCUUGCUUGAAGCCCCACCGCAGUCUUUUGAGGAGGAAAUGGAAGGGGAUCCACCAGCUGACUAUGAUGAUCGCAUUAUUGGCACACUUAAAGCUGUGCAGGACAGUCACCUAGACCAGGUUCUUGUUGAGUUCACUUGCAAGAAUCAGCCCAAGACAAGUUUACCAACAGAGUGGGCAUUGUGUGGCGAGCGAGAGGAUCGUUUAGAGGUACUGAGGGUUUCUACGUUUGCCCUGGUGAUAUCUCCAGGUGAUGGCCAGUUGGUGGCAUCUGCUGGCUGUAGCAUGAGACUUUUUGAGGCUUUGGAAGUUGGGGCAAUACCGGUGGUGCUUGGCGACCACUCAAAGUUGCCCUACCAUCACCUCAUACGCUGGAGUGAGGCAGUCAUUAUGGUACCCAAGCCUCGCAUUACGGAGCUGCACUUUCUGUUGCGUAGCAUCUCAGACAAUGAUCUUCUAGCCAUGCGAAGGCAGGGUCGGUUUCUUUGGGAGACGUACUUCUCCACCUCAGAGAGCAUAUUCAGCACCAUCCUGGCUGGUGUACGAACCAGCAUUCAGAUACCAGCAGCACCCAUACGUGAGGAGCCUGCCCAGGAGAUUCCUCACAAAGCUGGAAAGUUGGCUGGAACCGAUGCUAACAUGGCUGACAAUGGGGACCUCGAUCUAGGGCCUGUUGAAGUAGAGCCCCCUUAUGCUUCGCCACGCUUCUUGCGUAACUUUACCUACACAGCUGCUGAUGUUUACCGCACCUGGAAUCGUGCACCUGGUCCUUUCCAUCUAUUCCCACAUACUCCCUUGGACCCUGUUCUUCCUUCAGAGGCCAAGUUUCUGGGGUCGGGGACUGGUUUUCGUCCUAUCGGUGGUGGUUCUGGGGGAUCUGGUAAAGAGUUUCAGGCCGCUCUAGGAGGUAACGUGCCACGGGAGCAGUUCACUGUGGUCAUGCUUACUUAUGAACGGGAGGAGGUUCUUAUGAACUCACUGGAAAGACUUAAUGGUCUUCCUUAUCUCAACAAAGUGGUGGUUGUGUGGAAUUCCCCCAAACCACCUUCUGAUGAUCUUCUCUGGCCAGACAUUGGUCUACCUAUUGUGGUGGUACACACAGAGAAAAACAGCUUAAACAAUCGCUUCCUUCCCUGGGAUGCAGUCGAGACUGAGGCUAUUUUGUCUAUUGAUGAUGAUGCCCAUCUUCGACACGAUGAAAUUAUGUUUGGGUUCAGGGUGUGGCGAGAGGCCAGAGACCGGAUUGUGGGUUUCCCGGGAAGGUUUCACGCUUGGGAUGUUAAUCACCAAUCUUGGCUCUACAAUUCAAACUACUCCUGCGAGCUCUCCAUGGUACUGACGGGUGCGGCCUUCUUCCAUAAGUAUUACGCAUACCUCUAUUCUUACGUCAUGCCUCAAGCCAUACGUGACAUGGUGGACGAGUACAUCAACUGCGAGGAUAUCGCCAUGAACUUUCUCGUGUCGCAUAUCACUCGCAAACCCCCCAUCAAGGUGACGUCACGUUGGACCUUCCGCUGUCCCGGGUGUCCGCAGGCUCUGUCACACGACGAUUCGCACUUCCACGAGCGCCACAAGUGCAUCAACUUCUUCGUAAAAGUCUACGGAUACAUGCCGCUGUUAUAUACUCAGUUCAGAGUGGACUCGGUACUCUUCAAGACGAGACUGCCGCACGACAAGACCAAAUGUUUUAAAUUCAUUUAACGGGACGAGCACAGGAAUCCGACGAAGCGCUGACACGGAAAUCGAAGCUUUCUUGUAAAUACGGGACAGUUUUACUUUGAACUCGUCUUCCUUGAAGCAAAGGGAGAACAAAAGCAGAACGAACGAUUGCCGUCAGGCGUUCUUAACGGUCACCUGUGUGUGAUUCAUCAGCAACCACUACAGGCUUUAUUUGCACCACUUUUCAUGGGACGCUUUAAUGGAUGUCAAACUAAUAUUUGCGUCAUGUUAUACUGACAGAACAAACGAAGUUAUGGACCGACGGAGGCCGUUUUUGAUGGCGCAUUAUGAGAGGUGUCAGCUCUAAAUGAGUAGUGUUUUUAUUUUUACUUACUUUGCGUAUACUCUAUUGUUUGAAAUGCACUGACAUGUUUUUUUUACUCGUGUGUGUGUGUGUGUGUGCUUUUGAGCUUGUGUGAAAGGCUGUGUGUGUAGGUUGAUGGUGACUAGACGCCACUAACCCCCAUCAAAUGUUUGUUGAUCGUCAGUAAGAAUAGCACAAGGUAUCAAGCAUAACUGCAUAGGAAUAGCACUAAAUCAAACUGAUACAUACAAGAAAACAUAACCUGUUCAGUUCACAUGUGGAUUAACAGAUUGAUCUUAAUGCCUUUUGCUGGAUAAUCAAGUCUGUUUAUGUGUUGUGUCAUAUUAAGAAGGUCCUAUAUGAUUUCAUAAGUGAAAUGACAAAGAACUAUCCAGGUCAUAUUUACUCAUGUAUUAAUUUUUAGACAUUAUUUCCAUGAAUUAUAGCAACAUUUAAACGCACAUAAUGCAACAAAAAAAUAAUUGUCAUUGCUUUGUUCUUUUUCUAACGCAAAUAUAAUUUUUCAAUAAAAUUAAAUGUUUUAGGAUUAUUAAGAUUGGACAUUUCUACCAGUUCUCAAUACCAUAAUGCAAAAACAAAAAAACAAAAAAAACAUAAUUUCAUUAAUCAUAACAUCAUUUUCCUAAUCAAAUUUAGUGACAAUGACAUAUAUAUAUUUAGAUUUUUAUUUUGAAAUAGGUUUUUUUUGGGUUGGGGGAGGCAAAUAAUCUGUUCCCGUAAAUACUUUUGGUGAAAAUGUUUCUCUAUUUCUUUGUGAAAUGUGACCUGGACAUGCUCUUGACAGUUUCAUCAUGUGAGAAUGUGUUUGUGUGUCCGCUUCUGUGAGGAUGACGGUGACAGUAGUCCUCUUUCCUCUGUAAACGGUACGUGUGUCUCUUCUGUGGCAGGACGAGUUGUGCGUCCUGAGGCUUCUUCUGCCGGCCUUCAUCUGACAAACUCUGCGCUCCACUAUUUCUGUCUUUUGCCUCAUUCACGAUGUCGAUGUCCGACACGUUUGACAGGUACAUUUAGGAAAAUGGCUCUGCAAUUGUAAAGUUUGCGGUUUUAUUUUUUAAAACACAAAAAUGUGGAUCUGUUCUCCUUAGAAGAGGAAUAUAAAUAAUCUGAUAUGGCCAUGUUUUGUAUUGUUUAAAUCUAUUGAACGGGCUUUAAUGGUUAAUUACUUUUUAGUCAUUGUGAAGACUGUAUGAGCGUUUGGAUUGGCCCGUAACUGACGAUAUAUAAACUAUUGGUUGUAAAGUGUUGAAUGCCAGCAAACGUUAUAAAUUCUUCAACCACACUAAUAAACCAGCCAGAUUCAUCAUCUCUUUCA
Messenger RNA from Pimephales promelas (fathead minnow), 5019 nucleotides. RefSeq names its product exostosin like glycosyltransferase 3 (gene extl3). The record is from RefSeq and is a predicted model, not a curated record. Gene Ontology annotation, cellular component: membrane. NCBI's taxonomy places the organism in Eukaryota, Metazoa, Chordata, Actinopteri, Cypriniformes, Leuciscidae. Gene Ontology annotation, molecular function: glycosyltransferase activity.